UGUAUUAUAAGCCCGCUACCAGCAGCCAAGUAUCUAGAAAGCCUUUACGUAACGAGGAGCGACAGUGGCGCGCGCAUAUUAUAAUACACACAUAUGUACGCACGAUGCCCUUGUUGAGACGGCGACUUUGCGUGCAUUUUAGCAAGAAUUUCGAGCUUCUGUUGACGACGACGCAGACAUACGCGCACAUUGAUAAUCGGUAGUGGACACGAAUGAAGAAUCGACGAUAGUGUUGUUAUCUUGUUGUGAUUGGAUAUUUUUUGUUUGUUGUUCGAUGUAAAGUGCCUAAUAAAUCGAACAAGCUGCGAGAAGACGGCGAUUCUCAUUGAAUCCAUAUGAAUUUAAACUGCAGCUUUUGAAAAACGCCGAAACAUCAGACAUAAUUCAAUUGCAAAUUGAAUUCGACUAUUUUGACAUUUGUAUGUAACACGCGCUUUUUCCAAAUCAACCAAUUGAAUUUCGUUAGAAAGUGUCGUGCCUUUAUUGUACAUGAUGUUCCGUCUACAACGUCGUAAAAGACUACCUCGUUUUCAGCAUCAAUAAAUAAUCUUGGCGGGACAUUUGAAUGGACUGCAAAAUUGUAUGUUGGUAAGUUCGCUCGCUGCACUCUACGCCGCGCGACGAGUGAAUGAAAAACAACACGGCAGAUGCGAAAGGUCAAGCGAUUGCUUGCCACCAAUCCAUGCUCUUGACAAAAGAUAAAAAUAAAACAGCGAGUAAGAAAGAGAGAGAGAGAGAGAGUAAGCGUCUGCGGAGCAAGUAAAAUUUGCACAGCAUAUCGAAGUCAACAACUUUUCUGCGAUAAAUCUUGCCAAAUGUGAAAUUAUGAUAAGCGAUAAGAGGCGCACAAACUGUAGCAUCGAGCUAACAAAGAGAUAAAUCGAGUGCAAAUCAUCGAGGUGUACACCGAAUUACAAACAGAGUACAAUCAUAUCGAAAAAAACAAGAAAAGCUCGGCAGAGAGCAGCAGCGGCAGCAUUAUGGCUCUGAGAAAAUUGUACGGGCGCAAUUGCCGAGGCCUACUGCAGCUCCAGCAGCAUCGCGGUGAAAACGAGCCCGCUUUUGCCUCGAGCUUUCGCGAGCGUCAGUGCUUGCGAUCGCAGCAGCAGCAGCAGCAACAAGUGGCCAAGAUGGCGAGCAGCUCGACUUCGAACUACCGAGAAUCGGUCGUGCCGAAGGAAGAAGUCGUGCGAUUUAUCGCGGACUGCAUGUGCAAGGUCGGAACCACGCCCGAAGAUGCCCGCACGGUGGCUCAUCACCUCAUGACGGCCGAUUAUCGGGGCCACUUCAGUCAUGGAAUGAACAGAUUACAAAUGUACGUGGAGGAUAUCGCUAAGAAAAUGACCGACCCGACGGCCAAGCCUCGAGUCAUUAGAGAUUUUCAGGCUACUGCAUUGAUCGAUGGAUGCAACGGUCUGGGUCAAGUCAUCGGCAAGCACUGCAUGGAGCUGGCCAUAAAAAAAGCCCAACAGUUCGGCAUCGGUCUCGUCAGUGCUCGCGGCUCGAAUCAUUACGGAAUCUGCGGCUACUACAGCCUCAUGGCUAUGGAACAGAACCUGAUCGGCUUCAGCUGCACCAACACGAGUCCUCUGAUGGCCCCGACGCGAAGCGUCCGGCCCGCCCUCGGCACAAAUCCCCUGUCGCUGGGCAUGGCCGCCAACGAGGGCGACGAAUUCGUCCUAGACAUGGCCACGACUGCCGUGGCUCUCGGCAAGAUCGAGGUGGCGCAUCGCAAGUGCGAAGCUAUCCCCGAGGGAUGGGCGAUGGACACGGCCGGUCGAGUCACGACCGACGCGGAGGCCGCCUUGGACAGCUCGACUCUGUUUCCUCUAGGCGGCGAGGAAAAAAAUUCCGGCUACAAAGGCUACGGUCUUGCGUUAAUGGUCGAAGUAUUGUGUGGCAUUCUCAGCGGGGGCCAAUACGGUCCCAAUAUUCGCUCGUGGAAAAGCGACAGCAACGUUGCCAACUUGGGACAGUGCUUCAUGGCUAUCGAUCCGGAAGUUUUCGCGCCAGGUUCGAAAGACAGAUUAUCGCAUUUAUUAAAACAACUCAGGGAACUGCCAACCAGUGGCGAUGCGAGUGUUCAAGUGGCUGGAGAUCCUGAAAGAGCCGCCAUGCAUAAAGUUGAGAAAGAGGGCGGUAUCAGCUACCACGAAAAUCAACUCAAAGCCUCGGAAGAGUUUGCCAAGGAUCUCGGAGUGAAACCGAUGCAAUUGAUUAAAAAAAUUUAAAUAAAACAAUCCAAUGUAUUUUAAGAUGAACACUCGUUGUAAUUAGUGUAAGGAGAUGGGAUAUUCUCAUGAACAGAUGGGAUAUAACUCAUCAAAUAAGUCAUGGCGACCAGAAUUAUUUUGUAUUUUCUACGAAUGUUAUUUAAAGAACUAUUUUUAUAAUGUAUUUAUACGCGAUUAAAAAGACAAAAAUAUGUAGAAGA
This is a messenger RNA of Trichogramma pretiosum, 2434 nucleotides long. RefSeq lists its product as uncharacterized. Gene Ontology annotation, molecular function: oxidoreductase activity. The coding region runs from base 981 to 2231 and encodes 416 amino acids. NCBI's taxonomy places the organism in Eukaryota, Metazoa, Arthropoda, Insecta, Hymenoptera, Trichogrammatidae. The record is from RefSeq and is a predicted model, not a curated record. The transcript is spliced from 2 exons.